AUGACAAAAGAAUUUAACACUCCAUUAAUAUUCCCAACACACCCUAUUCGAACUUCAAUUGAAAAUUAUAAUUAUAACCUAUAUUCAAAAGAACAACGACCAAGUGAUAAGAGAUAUGAAGAGUGUUGUAAUGUCAAUUUACGUGUAAAGACAAUACCUAAAAAGAAGGAUCAGAUACUAAAAGAUGAAAUUAAACCUUCAAAAUUUAAUACACGACCUUCAUUACCUUCUUUUAAUAGUAGCUCUUCAUUAACAUCUACUCUUAGAUUAAGAACAGAUACAACCAAAACUAGACCAUCUACAACUUCAUUUUCUGAUAAUGCAAUUCAAACAUGUACAUUACUUGGUCAUGUCCGUACAAAUGAUGUUAAAAAACAAGAAGAAAUAAAAUACGAAUGGGAGGAAUCAAAAAAAUCAUUUAAAACAUAUGAGGCAUGUCAACAAGCUAUUUUGAUAGGACUAUUGAUAAUAAAUGAUUAUGAGAUUGAAAUUAAUAAAGAAAUAAAGAGAAAAAAGAAGUUUCCAAUGCUUGACAUUCUCUCUAUAAAAAAAUCAGAAAACAAUCAGUUAGUUUCAUGUGGAUUAAAUGAGUUUAUUGCUAAGUCAAUGAAGGACACUGAAACAGCAAAAGAAACUGAAACAAAAAGAAGUGAUUAUAAACAAAGAAAGAGAAAUAUUCUUACAAUGGAAUUUAUGAUGAAAUUAAUGUCAAAUGAAAAGUUAGUAAUGGAGUUGGUUAAACCAAGACUAAGUGGUACUCUUUUAAAAAAUGAAAUAUCUUUUAUUGUUUCUUUCACAUUAAAUAUGUUUAUAAAACCAGUUCAUUUGAAUCAACAAGAUAUUUUGAAAAUUGGUAAACAUAUUAAUAAUCUAAUUACUAGAAUUGUACUUACUUCACCUCCACAAAGAUCGAUUAUACUUACUCCUUAUCAUUAUAUAAUCAGUAGUAUUUUUAUUCAAUUUUUUAGGGAUUCUCUUGAACAAUUUGAUAAGGCAAUACAUUUUAAAGAAUCAGACAACAUGUCAUUAACAAAUACUUAUCCUUUCCAAAAUUUACAACCAGAAUUUAUAAGCCAUUUCCAGAACUUAGAUUUUUCUUUUAUUAGAAUAGAUACUCUCCAAUUCAUUCUAAAAACAUUUUGA
This is a messenger RNA of Entamoeba nuttalli P19, 1143 nucleotides long. RefSeq lists its product as hypothetical. The coding region runs from base 1 to 1143 and encodes 380 amino acids. NCBI's taxonomy places the organism in Eukaryota, Evosea, Mastigamoebida, Endamoebidae. The transcript has a single exon. The record is from RefSeq and is a predicted model, not a curated record.